AUGGAUGAGCUAAUUCUCUCCAUGCUAGUGGACGAUACUGGUGUAACGCGAAAGCGACAGCAAGAACACAACUCACAGCAUCUGCAGGAUCUCUCGUCCGCUGCAGUGUUGCCAGCUGCAACCGUGACCGAACGUUCUACCAACAGUCGAGCUCCGUAUUCGACGCCUUCGACUAUCUGGGCCACGGUGGUGAGCGGCGGUACGAGCCUCGGUCAGGGCAGCAUUCCGACCCCGUUCGCAGUGUUGCUGGCGCACAAUCAGACUACCGGUGACCAUGGCUUCGGCCAGGGUUUCACCGGAGGUGGUGGGUCCGAUGCCGGGGAAGCGGGUGGCAGUGGGAGCGGCGAGGCCAUCGUUGGACCGGCCGCGUCGAUCGGGUUCGGUGGUGCGCUCGGUGUGUCCGUUACCGGCGGUACGACGGUAGCCACGAUCGUGUCCUCCACGCUGGCGAACGCCACACUGUCCGAGCACGAGCUGGACCUGGACACGAUCCGCAAGGUGAUCAUUUGCAUCGUACUGUUAGCUGUGAUAUUCGGCACGAUCGUCGGCAACAUACUGGUGUGUGUGGCCGUGUGUCUAGUGCGGAAGCUGCGCCGACCCUGCAACUAUCUGCUGGUGUCCCUCGCCGUGUCGGACCUGUGCGUUGCCUGCCUGGUGAUGCCACCCGCCCUGAUGUACGAGGUGUUGGGCGAGUGGAACUUCGGGCGCGUGUUCUGUGAUAUUUGGGUGUCGUUCGAUGUGCUGUCCUGUACCGCUUCCAUCCUGAACCUGUGCGCCAUCUCGGUGGACCGGUACUGGGCGAUCACGAAACCGCUCGAGUAUGGUGUGAAGCGUACACCGCGCCGCAUGAUGCUGUGCGUGGCGCUGGUGUGGUUAGCGGCCGCAUGCAUCUCCCUGCCACCGUUGCUCAUUCUCGGCAACAAGCACACGAUCGGCGAUGGGCCGGAACAGCGUCCGUUCUGUGCGGUGUGCGAAGAUGUCGGGUACCAGAUCUAUGCGACGCUCGGUUCGUUCUACAUUCCGCUCGCCGUGAUGUUGUUCGUGUACUAUCAAAUCUUUCGUGCAGCUCGGCGAAUAGUGAAGGAUGAAAAGCGGGCACAGACACGGCUCGAGAACAGCCUGGCGGUGGAUAAGCUGAGCGCCACCACGAAUGCGACGACGACGACGGCCAUGAGCUUGAAGCCGCCGGACUCGAUCGUACCGGCGAUGGGUGCCGGUACUGCGUUGGGCGCUGGCGGUGGAUCACCCCACCAGAAAAAGCUUCGCUUUCAGCUGGCCAAGGAGCGGAAGGCAUCGACCACGCUCGGCAUCAUCAUGUCGGCGUUUACGAUCUGCUGGUUGCCGUUCUUCAUACUGGCCCUAGUGCGACCGCUCAUGGACGAUGACUAUCCGACGCUGUCGUCGUUCUUCCUGUGGCUCGGGUACGCCAACUCGCUGCUCAAUCCCAUCAUUUAUGCGACGCUGAAUCGCGACUUCCGGAAACCGUUCCAGGAGAUCCUGUACUUCCGCUGCUCGAACCUAAACAUCCUGAUGCGGGAGGACUUCUACCACAGCCAGUACGGUGAGCCCGGGUCGCAGCGGUUCGUGCUGGAAAACGAAGGACAACACACUGCACGGGAAAGCUUUCUUUAA
Messenger RNA from Anopheles marshallii, 1632 nucleotides. Its product is annotated as 5-hydroxytryptamine receptor 1-like. Gene Ontology annotation, molecular function: G protein-coupled amine receptor activity. The record is from RefSeq and is a predicted model, not a curated record. Lineage: Eukaryota; Metazoa; Arthropoda; Insecta; Diptera; Culicidae. The coding region runs from base 1 to 1632 and encodes 543 amino acids. The transcript has a single exon. Gene Ontology annotation, biological process: adenylate cyclase-activating adrenergic receptor signaling pathway. Gene Ontology annotation, cellular component: membrane.